AUGCAGACAGUCCAGCGGCAUGCCGCGCACACCAUCUUGAAAAGACGGGCACUGGGCCUGUCAAGCCGGCCGAGCACUGCACUUCGAUUAAGCUCUAUAAGAAGUCCAACCCCCCGGCAUUCGCAACUAGUCGGCGCACAACAACCUUUCAGCUCAUCCGCUAUCUUGUUCAAAAAGCAACCUCAGCAGCAGCCGCAGCAUCCGGAGGCCCCCGAUGGCGCACAGGAGCAGCUGGGCCGGAAGCCAUCACGGGCGUCAGUGGGAAAGACGUCCCUCAGAAGAGUAGCAGUGGAGGCAGAACGUUCAAGAGCAGGCUUCAUCAAGAGGGUUGGGAGGACCCGCUAUGUUGAUCCAGAGGUCGAAACGAAAACAAUCACCGCGUACUGCGCCGCAGAACAGUACAACGUCUCUGUUGUUGCCCGUCUGGUGGAGUCUCAUGGCUUCGUGCUCGAUCCAUACCAGACCGGGCUCUACCCGCAGGUUGUACACAUCCAGACAGCGAAUACGCCCUCUUUGGGCGCCGGGGACAUCUUCAUUUUCCCCUCUGGCACAGUGGUAGCAUGGAACACGCCUGAGAAGGUAGCCUUCCACCUGGUCACCAAGAUUCUCUCUCCCGCAGCAGAAGGCUCCCACCUGCACUUGGUCGAGACCGAGGACUUUGGCUACCUCGAGGACCCUCAGAAGGAAUGGAGUAGCAUCAUCGGCGACACCAUCAUCCUGGGCACGAAGUCUCCCGAUUCAUCCGAGCGCAACACCGAACCAACUCAAGACGACAACACCGCCAGCGCGAAACCCGAAGACAAGCCCCUACAAAACCGCGAAGUCGACACCAUCCUCGCCAAAAUCGCAUUUUCUUCUGGCCUCGCCCGCUCCACGAAGCUCGCUGUGCUCGAAACCCUCUUAAGCAGCUACUUCGACUCCACCCGCAGCAUCCCGACCAGUCUCUCGCGCGGCUCCCGCCUCCCCUUCACCCGCUCAUUCAUCCUGCGCAAAACAGGCGAGCUGCUCAGCAUCCGCGCGCAGCUGAAUCUUUACUCCGAGCUCACGGACUCACUCCCCGACCUCUUCUGGGACAGCCGGCAUGAGCUCGGAUUAGAGGGCUACUACGACGACGUGGGCCGUGCCCUGGAUGUCGGCGUGCGGAUCAAGACGCUCAAUGAGAAGAUGGACUAUGCGCAGGAGAUUGCCAGCGUGCUACGGGAGCGGCUGAGCGAGAAGCAUGGGCUGCUGUUGGAGUGGGGCAUCAUUGCGCUGAUCUCGAUUGAGGUUGCGUUCGAGUUGAGAAGGCUUUGGAAGGAGAGAAAGGAGCAUGAUGAUCCGGACAGCACGGAGAUGCUCCUGCGGAGGUUUCUCAAAGCCGCGAUUGCGAAGGGGGAAAGCACCUGA
Molecule: messenger RNA, 1386 nt
Organism: Coniosporium apollinis CBS 100218
Lineage: Eukaryota; Fungi; Ascomycota; Dothideomycetes
Exons: 2
Coding region: 1-1386 (461 amino acids)
Biological process (GO): positive regulation of mitochondrial translation
Source: RefSeq, a predicted model, not a curated record